AUGGAGGAAGGAAAGAAGCCUGCGACGGCUGCCGAGCGCUUCGCUGCAACCGGUUCGGUCCUGGCCAGAGGAAUGGGAGCCAAGGCAGAGGCGCCCAAGGCCAAGGCGAAGCCGGCCGCGGCCGUGCCGACCACCUCCAAGUACGCCGGCUCCGCGACCAUGACCCAGGCCGCCCCCACCAGCGUGCUGAACAUCGUCAGCGGCAAGCCGGUCGCUGCGGGCGAGGUCGCCAGCAGCGCGCACACCACCAGCUCCGUUGGCCCGGCCAGGGGCUACGCCAAGGCGGCCGGCAGCGUUCUGCCCAGCAGCGCUCCAAAGAUCGGGCCACCUGCCGUGGCCGUUGGGCGCGCCAUGGCUGAGGGACGCCCCGCAGUGUCCAUGACUGGUGGCAAGUUGGCCACCACCAUCAGCAAGAAGUUCCAGAUCGUCUUCGUGACCAGCGAAGUGGCACCGUUCUCGAAGACUGGAGGCCUCGGUGAGGCCAUGGACGGCCUGCCCAUUGCGCUCGCGGCCUUGGGCCACCGCUGCAUGGUCAUCUCUCCUCGCUACGACCAGUACAAGGAGGCCUGGGACACGGGCUGCUGGGGCUCCGUGCCCAUGGGCGGCAAGAACGAGUCCGUGCACUUCUUCCACACCUACAAGCAGAAGGUCGACUACGUCUUCGUCGAUCACCCCACCUUCCUGGAGCGCGUCAACGGACUGACAGGUGCCAAGCUGUACGGCCCGGAGUGGGGUCAGGACUUCGCAGACAACCAGGCUCGCUUUGCCUACUUCUGCAAGGCGCGGAGGGAGAUAAUAAUAGCUUGGCUAGUAGUAGAAUAG
Messenger RNA from Symbiodinium necroappetens, 822 nucleotides. Lineage: Eukaryota; Dinophyceae; Suessiales; Symbiodiniaceae. The record is from the annotation of a GenBank genome assembly.